Myzus persicae (green peach aphid) is the source of this 4628-nucleotide messenger RNA. It is a transcript of the gene Hr51, whose product is annotated as photoreceptor-specific nuclear receptor. Bases 666 to 2198 code for a protein of 510 amino acids. The record is from RefSeq and is a predicted model, not a curated record. Gene Ontology annotation, biological process: anatomical structure development; cell differentiation; positive regulation of transcription by RNA polymerase II. Lineage: Eukaryota; Metazoa; Arthropoda; Insecta; Hemiptera; Aphididae. The transcript is spliced from 9 exons. Gene Ontology annotation, molecular function: nuclear receptor activity; zinc ion binding; RNA polymerase II cis-regulatory region sequence-specific DNA binding.
CCCGGCCGCCAACCCGGGGGGUUGUGACAGUCGGCCGACCAAGAUUAAGCCUCUCCGGGUCGAACCUCAACCCCCGAGCCAAGCACCAUCGGCCGACGCCACCGCCGCCGCGCCACCGCCCGCACCGCCACCGCCCCAUACACGCCACCGCCGCCGCCGCCCUCUGUUACGCCGCCGCGACUUUUACCGGCCCGACGAGUUAAGCUCCGAGUCCCGGGGCAUAAGCCAAACGCGAACCGGAUACGUCACUCGUACAUAAUACACGCAACAAUCCGAUUAUUUUCACGCGCGCGCCGCUCGAGAUAUUUUUUCCGUUUUUCGAGUUUUCAUUGUUUUACCUGCUCGUGUCUUCGCGUUUCCGUGCCCCGUGCCGGUUUUCCCAGUUUUGUCAGACCUGUGAUUUUCGAUUUCAUGUAUGGUACAAUAUAUUUAUCUACCACACGACCCGCACGCUAUUCCCGCAGUGCGUAAUAUAAGGCGAGGCGCCUUUGCGUCCUUCUCAAAGGUGCCAGUUUUUCCAUAUUUCGUAUCGUAUUGAAACCAACCCGUUUGCUGCACAUAUCACUUAAAGUUAACUGUCGUUAAUAUUUCAAUAGUAUAUUAUCACACCGUUCCGGUUACGAUAUUUGCGUACAAUAGUAUAAUAUUUAAGAUUCAGACUAAAAAUGAACCUAACCACAACUGAUGCAGAUCGAUCAUUCAUUUCAAUUCAACAAUCUGCACAACCUAUUUUCUCAUUAUCUGAUCCAAGGAUGGGCAGUAUUCAUUUAAAUGCUGACAGUGACAAUCGAGACACGGACUCGAGUUAUUCCAUGCGGGACAGGCCGCUGUCGCUCUGCAUGUCGGCCGCUUGUGCCGCCCAACAGGUACCGGUGUCCGCGUCCAGAACGCCGCCGACGUCGGUGGCCACGACCGCGGGACAUUACGCGGCGGCGGGUGGCCAGGCCGUAGCCAAGACCAAGACACUGGGACUGACGUGCGUCGUGUGCGGCGACACGUCAAGCGGGAAACACUACGGCAUUUUGGCGUGCAACGGUUGUAGCGGGUUCUUCAAGAGGAGCGUCCGGCGCAAACUCAUCUACAGAUGUCAAGCGGGAACCGGGAGUUGCGUAGUGGACAAGGCACAUCGUAACCAAUGCCAGGCGUGCAGGCUGAAGAAAUGCCUUAACAUGGGCAUGAAUAAGGACGCUGUUCAAAAUGAACGUCAACCAAGAAACACGGCAACCAUACGUCCGGAAAAUCUAGCUGACAUGGACCACGAACGAGUGAUUCGAGAAGCGGCUGUUGCAGUCGGAGUGUUUGGGCCAUGUCUUUACAGACCCCCGGUUUCAGUGGCGUUAGCCUUAUCUCCUCUGAGGUAUCAUCCCAACGGACCCAUGGCACCGCCGAGCAUACAGCAACGGCCCACGGAACCGUCGCCGACUGCAUCUUCGUCACCGAAACAAGAAUCUCACCACGACGACCAAGACGAUGACGACAGUAUAGACGUGACCAAUGAAGAACCGGAUACGUCUGACAACAACAAAAGGGCCUCGUCUUCGCCACCGGCAGUUCCGAUUCCGCUUACCCAACACCAUUCGAUGUACGACCAUCAUCCGUCAUUCUACCCCGGUCUACAUGAGAACGUUUACGAGACUUCCGCUCGUCUGCUUUUCAUGGCCGUCAAGUGGGCGAAAAACUUGCCGUCUUUUGCGUCUCUUCCGUUCAGAGACCAGGUGAUACUCUUAGAGGAAUGUUGGUCGGAAUUGUUCCUGUUGAACGCGGUUCAGUGGUGUUUGCCACUGGAAAACAACCCACUUUUUAAUCCUUCAGAUCACGUGGCGGCCAUACCCAACGGAAAAGCCAGCCAAGUGGCGGCCGACAUACGCGUACUCAACGAAACCCUGCGCCGGUUCAGGACCAUCAGUGUCGACCCGGCAGAGUUCGCGUGCAUGAAGGCCAUCGUUUUGUUUAGAGCCGACACACGGGGAUUGAAGGACCCAAUACAAGUUGAGAACCUGCAGGAUCAGGCUCACGUCAUGCUCGGUCAACACACCAGGAAUCAGCACCCGGGCCAGCCUGUCCGGUUCGGCAGACUGCUUCUCAUGUUGCCGCUGCUGAAAAACGUGCCAGCCGCCCGGAUCGAAGCCAUAUUUUUUCAACGAACCAUCGGCAACAUACCGAUGGAAAAAGUCUUGUGCGACAUGUACAAGAACUAACAACGUCGCCGGUCAACGGAUAAUAAAAUUGAUAACCCAACACACAACUCAUGAUAACAUCAUGAUGAAUAAUGCAAUAGGCUCUACCUUGUGGCUUGUACAGUUGUCUAGACGAUAUACACACUUGAUUGGUACUUUGCGGGUGGAAUAUAGUUUGUUCAUCACUCGGCACUCAUUGUAUUAUGCCAUACCAUCCAAACCAAUUCACAAGAAUAUUAUAACGUACUUACCUAAAAAAAACAUAAUAAUACUCAUAUCUAUUAAAAACGUGUUUGGAUUUAAAAACAAAUUAAUUUUUCUAUUAUUAAAAAAAAACUUAAUGUGACUGCUUUGAAUUUCAGUGAUAAUUUCCACUUAACCAUUGAUUUCGUGAUAUAAUAUGAUAAUGAUACCUACCUAUAUAUAUUGUUGUAGGUAUGAGGUAAUUAAGUGGCAUACCCAGGGAGGCUGCAACAGCCCCAGCUAUUUCAAAAAAAUUUCAAAAUCCUUUCAUUGUUCUGUGAAAGUAUUAGGUAAUUACAUGAGACGCAACUCAUGUAUAAAAAAAUUAUAAUUUGUAAGAAGGUUGCUGCUGGUAAGUCUACAACGGUAUACAUCACAGCGGUUCUUUUUGUAUCCAAGCUAUACGGAACAAAUUUUCAAACUGUUCGCUUACGAGUAGUAAACGGUGUCAGAUCUAUGAUAUGAUUUUCAAAAAAAUGUUUUGGUACCCAAGUUAUUAUUUGUAACUACCUAUUUCAAGUUUAGGAGCUACAAGUACAACUAACCUAAAUAAAAACUAAAUAAUUGUGAAAAAAAAAAUGUUUUCCUCAAAAAGUAAAAUUAAAUAAUUAUUUAGUUAUUUUUUAUGUAAAAAUGUUUUAUUUUUAUUAUUAGGUAUGGUUUAUAUACCUAUACUUCAAUGGGAAAGUUGGUGGAUCUCGAUAUCGCCAUCCAUUUUGGUAUCCUAUUCAGUCUCGAAUCAUUCUAGUGAUAACCGUACGCAUGUUUAUUCACUUAAUGCAUACCUAAUGUUAAGUGUUAAAAUUAAAUUUUUCUGGACAAAAAAAUUAUUUAUAAUUAUGUCUGUUAUCUAAUUAUAAAUAAUUUAUUUCGCGAAAAUUACAUUGCGUACCACCUGUGACCUGUUAAGGACCGCUGGCAUACCUAACUUGUGAGUUGUGACGGAUUCUAGUUAAGCUUCCGCUGUGUACAAAAAAUUAUCCUCCCAUCACUAACGCAAAUUCCUAACUUUACCACUGCAAGGUAUAAUUAUAAUAUGACAGUAUGAUACCUACCAUUUACCAACGAGAACGUGACUCUUACAAUUUUUAUUUUGUCUGUAUCUGUCAUGUAAUAUUAAUAUAUUAUUAUAGCCUAUGGGUAGUUAUUAUAAGUAGGUGCGUAUUUUACAUGCACAUAUCGAAGGAUUUCAUUAUUAGCGAUAUAAUAGGGUAUAAAAUAGAUGGCAAAAUUUGCUAUACAUAAAUCAAAUCUGUAGCUAAUCAACAAAUCGAGUCUGUUUAGAUCAUUCAGUAAAAACAUCAACUACUUGACCCGUAUUAUUAUUAUACCUGUUAUAGACUGGUAUUAUUGCACUAAUGCACUAUGAUGCAGUAUUAUUAGUUAAUGCUUUAAUGGUUAUUAAAAAUACCUUUUAACUACAAUUUCCAAUUUUCCUACAAUAUUCACUAAAGAGUAUACACCCUUUUUAAUAGGGUAUUAGGUAUCUAAAGAGUUGUGUACAAUUAUAAUGUCAUAAUAAUUAUGGAUAUAUUUAAUUCUAAUAGCAGUUUCUUUGCUGGAAAUUUAAUGUCCUAAAAAGCCUAAACAAAUUUUAAAUAAAAAAAGCCAUACAGGACUGCACGAUUUCAAGCCUUCUAUGUGUUUUAAUUUAAAAAAAAAGAAUUACUUCUCUACCGAUACUCGCGUUCGAAAAAUUUCGAUUAAUAUUCGGUUUAAUUAACAGGCUUGUUAGGAAGUUAUUAAAUUACUUUUUAAAAUAAAAAUAGAAAAAUAAAAUUCUGGAUUUUGAUAUUAAAUUUCUAAAAAUGACUUAAAAAUUGAAAACUGCCAUUAAAUAAAAAAUAAAAAAAGGUCUUAUUCUGCUUCAAAAAUACAUGAAACAUAAAACAUUUACUAUGGGUAAGACGAGUAUCGUAAAAAAGCAUCACACAACUAGCAUUGAAAACAAUGCAAAGUGUAUCAAAAUUUCAACCCUAAUUAUAAACUUAUAAAAUAGUUAUAAAUGUGCAACAUAAACUAAACUUACUAUUAUCUACUUGUUUAACCAGUAAUUACAAUUAUAAGUUUACUAGUUUGAUUUUUCUUAACUCACAGUCACAGACUUCUAUAGCUACUAAGUAUCUAUACCUUUUUUUAUAUAAUCCCAUGGCCUAACUGUGUAGAAUGUAAAUAUAAUUGUAUUCUAAUAGAGUAUACUCUGUAUAC